ACUGCCACCAUGUCAUUCGGCGGACAAACACCGACGAUAGUCGUGCUGCGAGAGGGCACCGACCAGUCUCAAGGUCGAGGACAAAUAAUAUCCAACAUCAAUGCCUGCCUCGCUGUCCAGUCAACAAUAAAGGGAACUCUGGGCCCGUACGGUGGUGACUUGCUCAUGGUGGACGAGAACCAACGGCAGACAAUCACCAAUGAUGGCGCGACCGUCAUGAAACUGCUCGACAUCGUUCACCCCGCUGCCCGCAUCCUUACCGACAUUGCCCGCUCGCAAGACGCCGAAGUAGGAGAUGGAACAACAUCGGUCGUUGUGCUCGCGGGAGAGAUACUGAAGGAGAUCAAGGACUAUGUGGAACAGGGCGUCAGUAGCCAGACCAUUAUGAAGGGUCUGCGGAGAGCUUCCAACCUCGCCGUGAACAAGGUCAUGGAGAUUGCAGUGGAUACUGCCGAGGGAAACCAGCGCGAGACGUUGCAGAAGCUUGCUGCCACCGCUAUGAGCAGCAAACUCAUCCACCGGAAUUCGGACUUCUUCACAAAAAUGGUCGUGGACGCUGUUUUGUCGCUGGACCAGGACGAUUUGAAUGAGAAGCUCAUUGGCGUCAAAAAAAUCACUGGUGGUGCUCUUCAAGAUUCGCUUUUCGUUAACGGUGUCGCUUUCAAGAAGACUUUCUCCUACGCAGGUUUUGAACAACAGCCCAAGACCUUCGACAACCCCAAGAUUGUGUGUUUGAAUGUGGAAUUGGAGCUCAAGAGCGAGAAGGACAACGCCGAGGUUCGAGUGGAGCAGGUAUCUGAAUACCAAGCCAUCGUGGAUGCGGAAUGGCAGAUUAUCUUCAACAAGAUGGAAGCCUUGUACAAGACAGGUGCUCAGGUUGUUCUGAGCAAGCUACCCAUCGGCGAUUUGGCGACACAAUACUUCGCCGACCGAAACGUAUUCUGUGCUGGCCGAGUGGCCUCGGAUGAUUUGGAACGUGUGUGCCGGGCAACAGGCGCGAGCGUGCAGUCCACCUGCUCCGACAUUCAGCCCAAGCAUCUCGGUACCUGCGAGAAGUUUGAGGAGCGCCAAAUUGGUGGUGAGCGAUUCAACUUCUUCGAGGGUUGCCCAGAGGCCAAGACAUGCACUCUCGUGCUCCGUGGAGGUGCCGAACAGUUCAUUGCCGAGGUGGAGAGAAGUCUCCACGAUGCCAUCAUGAUCGUCAAGCGUGCGAUCAAGAACAAGAACAUCGUUGCAGGCGGUGGCGCCUGUGAAAUGGAAGUCUCCGCCUACCUCCAUGCGUAUGCUGACAAGGACGUGCGAAACAAGCAACAGCCCAUCAUCAAAGCAUUCGCCAAAGCGCUGGAAGUGAUACCCAGGCAAUUGUGCGAUAACGCGGGUAUCGAUGCGACCGACAUCCUCAACCGUCUCCGUGUAGAGCACAAGAGGGGCAACAUCUGGGCCGGUGUAGAUUUCGUGAAUGAUGGCAUCGCGAACAACAUGGAGAGGUUUGUCUGGGAGCCUAGCUUGGUCAAGGUCAACGCUCUGCAAGCAGCCACUGAGGCCGCCUGUUUGAUCUUGAGCGUGGAUGAGACGAUAAAGAACCAAGAAUCGGCUGCUCCCCAGGCACCGAACCAAGCCCUACCCCCAGGCGCAGCACAGAGGGCGCUAGGAAUGAGGGGUCGCGGAAGGGGUAUGCCCAGGAGAUAG
This is a messenger RNA of Periconia digitata, 1689 nucleotides long. Lineage: Eukaryota; Fungi; Ascomycota; Dothideomycetes; Pleosporales; Periconiaceae. The record is from the annotation of a GenBank genome assembly.